Messenger RNA from Paramecium sonneborni, 530 nucleotides. Lineage: Eukaryota; Ciliophora; Oligohymenophorea; Peniculida; Parameciidae. The record is from the annotation of a GenBank genome assembly.
AAACAAUAUAUGAAAAAGUGUAGUCUAGCUUUAUAGACAUCAAUGCUUUUUGAUGAUUAAGAAGGUUUUUUAAUUAAUUAAUUUAGACUUCUAACCUCAUGAUUCUGAUGGACUUGGUCCAUGGUUUAAAAUUAAAGAAAAAAAAAAAAUUGUUCAGCCUUUACAUCCAAUGAGAAUUCCACAAGUCAGAAUAAAAAGCUAAUAAUAAUAAAAACGGGUACAAUAAAUAAAAACUGAGAGAUAUAACACUGAAAGAGUUAUGCAUGUAAACGAGGAGCUAAUUUACAUAAAUAACUUAAAAUAAAAUUAAGAAUACAAUAAUACUUCAUCACCAGUGGAUUUAAUCAUUAAAAAACACUUUUCUAAUAAAUAAUCCGUAUUUUUUCCAAAAAGCUAGCAGAGUUCGUUUGUUUAAAAGUCGGAUAGAUCAAAUAGAUAAAUAAGAGUUAAAAAAAUAAAGAUUUGUAAUUCUGAUAUACCAUUGCUCAACUAAUAUAAUUAUUUUUCAAGAUUAUUAUGAAAUGUCAAAC